AUUCCCGGCCCCGGCGCUGCUUUCUAAAUGCGGACUCCCCGUCGAGACCAAACGAGGACCAGCGUGACCGCUUCGUGAUCAGAGAGUGGAGGAACUGGACAGGACAACAGGUGGACAGCCCACUGCCUGGUUGCUCGUGGUAACUCGCCGCCAUGCCUUUCCCCUUUGGCAAGUCCCACAAGUCGCCGGCAGACAUCGUCAAGAACCUCAAAGACAGCAUGACCGUGCUUGAGAAGCACGACAUUUCUGACAAAAAGGCCGAGAAGGCCACAGAAGAGGUGUCCAAAAGCCUGGUGGCCAUGAAGGAGAUCCUGUACGGGACGAAUGAGAAAGAGCCUCAAACGGAAGCAGUGGCCCAGCUGGCCCAGGAGCUCUACAACAGUGGCUUGCUCAGCACGCUAAUAGCAGACCUCCAGCUCAUCGACUUUGAGGGUAAGAAAGAUGUGGCUCAAAUCUUCAACAACAUCCUGAGGCGGCAGAUUGGCACCCGGACGCCCACGGUGGAGUACCUCUGCACCCAGCAGAAUAUCCUCUUCAUGUUGCUGAAAGGGUACGAGUCUCCAGAGAUUGCCCUGAACUGCGGCAUCAUGUUGAGGGAGUGCAUCAGACACGAACCGCUGGCCAAAAUCACGCUGUGGUCAGAGCAGUUUUACGACUUCUUCAGAUACGUGGAGAUGUCCACUUUCGACAUUGCCUCAGACGCAUUCGCCACUUUCAAAGACCUCCUCACGAGACACAAGCUACUGAGUGCCGAGUUCCUGGAGCAGCAUUACGACAGAUUCUUCAGUGAAUAUGAGAAGUUACUCCACUCAGAAAACUACGUGACUAAAAGACAGUCCCUCAAGCUACUGGGGGAGCUGCUUCUCGACCGGCACAAUUUCACCAUAAUGACGAAAUACAUCAGCAAGCCGGAGAACCUCAAAUUAAUGAUGAACCUGCUACGGGACAAGAGCCGCAACAUCCAGUUUGAGGCUUUCCAUGUUUUUAAGGUGUUUGUGGCCAACCCCAACAAGACGCAGCCCAUCCUGGACAUCCUGCUGAAGAACCAAACCAAACUCAUCGAGUUCCUCAGCAAGUUCCAGAACGACAGAACGGAGGACGAACAGUUCAACGAUGAAAAGACUUACCUGGUCAAACAGAUCAGGGACCUCAAGAGGCCCGUCCCCCAGGAGGCCUGAGGGGAGGGGCAGAGGAGGAGGAGGGGUGUGUGUGG
Gasterosteus aculeatus aculeatus (three-spined stickleback) is the source of this 1213-nucleotide messenger RNA. It is a transcript of the gene cab39, whose product is annotated as calcium binding protein 39. Gene Ontology annotation, molecular function: protein serine/threonine kinase activator activity. Lineage: Eukaryota; Metazoa; Chordata; Actinopteri; Perciformes; Gasterosteidae. The record is from RefSeq and is a predicted model, not a curated record. Gene Ontology annotation, biological process: intracellular signal transduction.